Molecule: messenger RNA, 1587 nt
Organism: Oryza brachyantha (malo sina)
Lineage: Eukaryota; Viridiplantae; Streptophyta; Magnoliopsida; Poales; Poaceae
Product: PI-PLC X domain-containing protein At5g67130
Exons: 8
Coding region: 64-1137 (357 amino acids)
Biological process (GO): lipid metabolic process
Molecular function (GO): phosphoric diester hydrolase activity
Source: RefSeq, a predicted model, not a curated record
CGGGUGCAAAGAUAUCAGAAAAGUUUGAAGCUAGGUGGGUAGGUAGUAGGCAAGUGCAAAGAGAUGCGGGGCGCCUUUGCAGCGCCGGUCGUCUUGCUCGUCGCCGGCCUCUUCGGGGCGGCGACGGCGAAUGUGGGGGACUCGUGCUCGACGGCGGCGGACUGCGGCGCCGGGCAGUGGUGCUUCGACUGCGAGCCGGAGUUCGCCGGCUCCAGCUGCGUCCGCUCCGCCGCCGCCAAUCCCUUCCAACUCGCUAACAACUCGUUGCCAUUCAACAAGUAUGCCUAUCUCACGACGCACAAUUCUUUUGCGAUUGUUGGGGAGCCAUCGCACACGGGAGUUCCACGGAUCACCUUUGACAACCAGGAGGAUACAGUCACUGAUCAACUAAAGAAUGGUGUCCGUGCGCUGAUGCUUGAUACAUACGACUUCAAAGGAGAUGUAUGGCUGUGCCAUUCAAAUGGAGGGAAAUGCAAUGAUUUCACUGCAUUUGAACCUGCACUGGACACAUUCAAGGAAAUCGAAGCCUUCCUUGGAGCCAAUCCAUCUGAAAUCGUCACGUUGAUCCUGGAAGACUACGUGCAUGCACCAAAUGGCCUGACAAAUGUGUUCAAGGCCUCUGGUCUGAUGAAGUACUGGUUCCCCGUGUCGAAAAUGCCACAGAAUGGUAAGGAUUGGCCUCUUGUCAGUGAAAUGGUUGCGGGGAACGAGCGGCUCCUUGUGUUCACCUCCAUCAGGUCAAAGCAGGCCACUGAAGGGAUAGCAUACCAGUGGAACUUUAUGGUUGAGAACAACUACGGAGAUGAUGGUAUGGAUGCUGGGAAAUGCUCAAACCGUGCAGAAUCUGCACCUCUGAACGACAAAACCAAGUCACUAGUCCUGGUGAACUACUUCCCAUCAGUUCCAGUGAAGAUAACUGCAUGCCUGCAGCACUCCAAGAGCCUUACUGACAUGGUGAACACAUGCUAUGGCACAUCUGGGAAUCGAUGGGCUAAUUUCCUCGCAGUUGAUUACUACAAGAGAAGUGAUGGAGGGGGCGCAUUCCAAGCGACAGAUUUGCUCAAUGGCAGGCUCUUGUGUGGAUGCCAGGACAUCAAGGCUUGCUCGGGAGGAUCUGGUGUAGUAUGCUCUUCAUGAGCCCUGUAAAUGUAGGAUUUGAUAUGGAAUGGCACAUACAUAUAGGACAAGAAGGUUAGCUCAUAAAAAAGAUCUUUUAUGGUCGUGGUUUAUUUUAUUUUUUGCGGUCGACUGAUUUCUCCAAGAAAUUCCAGAAACUUGGUGGUGAUGUGAUGAUUUAGAGAUUUAGCCUCAAGACAACACUGUAGGGUGCAGAUUACCAGACUCAAAAGUGAUGGACUGGCCUCUCUUGUGAAUAUUGGAUUCAUUCAUAUAAUAAAUCUUUAUUUAAAGGGGAUACAUGGAAAAGAUGUUAUAUUUUUGCACAUCUGUUGUUGUGAAACAAUAUUUUUUACAUACAAAUUAUACUUGUAGAAUGGAAAUACUACUUUAUAGUAUGGGUGUUGGGUGUUAUCCAAAAAAUAAAAGUAUUCAUAAAUAGUAAGAUUUUUGGGCCACGCCAUGAUAAUA